AACCUUGUUUCUGCCACUAUUAAAAUAUUUUUUAGUUGACAUUUUUAGACUUUAUCCAAUCAAAAUGGCAAACGAAGAAGAACCGCAACAAAAGCUAAUUAUUACUGAUUCUUCGAAAAUUUACGAAGAUAUGUCACCUUAUUAUUUGAAGGACACGUUUUCCGACAUUCAGAUAAUCCUAUCCGAUAAAACAAUUCAUGCGCACAAAAUUGUUCUCGCUGCUAGGUGCAAAUAUUUUGAGACCCUUUUAAUGCAAGACCCAAAACAAACCGAGAUUAAAUUAGUUGAUGUACCUUCAAAAGCGUUUGAAGAAAUAGUGUAUUACAUUUAUACAGGAUCAGUUGUGAUUGCAUCAUUCGAUAAAAAUCAUAUAUCCGAUAUAUUGGAACUAGCAAACGAAUAUUCAUUAAAAACACUGGAAAAAAGUAUAUAUGAAAAAAUCAAUGUUAUUCUGAAUUCGUCGAAUGUUUGUUUCUUUCUAAACGUGGCCAAUGCACACGACAUGGACGAAUUAAGACAAAAAUGUCAUACUUUUAUCGAUGAACAUGUUUCACAAACGUUAGAAUAUGAUUUUUUAAAUAGCCUUACCCAAAAAUCUAUGGUUAAAUUAUUGAAAAGGGAUGCGUUUCUGGUUAAAGAAAUUGACGUUUUUAAUAUAGCGGCGAACUGGUGCAAAAUUAACAAAGAUGUAGAUAACUUGGUUAUUGAAUGUGUUCGGUUUUCUUGCUUAACGCAAAAUGAAAUCUUAAAUGUUGUUUGGCCGUCUAAAGUUGUAGAUAAUGAAAAACUGCUGAAUCUUCUUGCAACGAUUCAAAAUAAAAGCACACACGAAGAACUACGCUUUGCUGGACAGUUAAAAGAUAAAAAUCUUGCUACAGCAGAAUAUAAUGUUAAAGUGAUUUCUGGAAUGAAUACCAACAUGUUGUUUGAAGAGCCUGAAAAUUGCAAAGAUGGUGCUUAUCACCACACGAACGAUGAAAACGGUAUCACUAUUGAUCUUGGUGUGGUAAAAUUCUUCAAUAACAUAACAAUGUUUAUAAAGGAGUCUAAGGAAGGUUCAGCAUCAUCCCCUAGCCUCUCCCUAGCUAUGGCCUUGUCUAGGGGUUAUGAAAUAUCCAGAAAAUAUGAAAGUACCAAAUAGUCCAAUGGCCUCCAUUGCUGUACGUCCUUAGGUUAUCUUCGAUAAGAAAAACAACUUGAAAGCGUGUAUGUUUAUACAUCGGAAGAAUGUCACGUAGAAAUUAGUACGAUUGGAAUGAGUUCGUCCCCCCAAAACAGAGAAUUAAAACUAUUAAAUACUUAGUAAACUACAAUCGACUAAAAUGUUCUGAAUAUCAUUAUUAUAAUUUUUAUUAAAUAAAGACGUUUGUAUUUUCUUAUUUUCCAGAAAAUGUGGUGACUCGUUCAUAAUUUGAUCAAUACAAAACAUGAAUGCAAUAAUAAAUCACAAGUACGGACUCAUAAUAUUUUGUACAUUUUAGAUAGGGUUUAUUCGGCAAACUUUUGAGCUGACGUCACCAAUUUUUUGGAGGGGAGAAGUUUAUAUAUUUUGAUAAAAAAUUUACCAUGCUUAUCAUAACUUUAAAACAUCUACAAGCUUUCAAAGCAUUCCAUUUGCAGAUUCAAAAUUAAAUUGCAAAAUGUUGUUCUAUAAUUUUGAUUUUUUUUCCAAAAAUCUGGACAUUUUGGCUAAAAACUCAACACGUAGUCAUAAACUAGAUGUUAAUAAAAUACUAUUUUAACUACAGGAUAUUUAUAAAAGAUAGUACUAGUUCAAAUUGGCCUUGAGAUUUCGUGAAUUUUGCGCCUCGUUGUGAUGAUCGACGACAAUUCAUCGGCUGUCCAAAAGACAGCCAUAACCAAAUUUUAAUAAAUGUGACAACGUCCGCAGCAAAAUGAAGCCACUUUGAACACUUCUUAUAGAAAUACUUUUCCUACCUCUAUAAAACUAGAAAGAAAUAUUAAUAAUGCCCUACCGUUAGACCGAUAAUAGAAUGUUCGAACAAUUUCUAAGCACGAGUGAUGUUGGAAAAGAAAAAUCGACCGGUCAACGUACUGUUGCUAUACCAGAUGUUGACAACGCUAGUCAUAUUGUAGAACAAAAUCUACGUGGUUCUGUUCCUCGCUUAUCCCAAUAAAUAGGUUCCAACUGACAA
Messenger RNA from Zophobas morio, 2156 nucleotides. RefSeq names its product BTB/POZ domain-containing protein 9-like. Lineage: Eukaryota; Metazoa; Arthropoda; Insecta; Coleoptera; Tenebrionidae. The record is from RefSeq and is a predicted model, not a curated record. Gene Ontology annotation, molecular function: protein binding. Gene Ontology annotation, cellular component: cytoplasm. The transcript has 7 exons. The coding region runs from base 65 to 1141 and encodes 358 amino acids.